Messenger RNA from Mucor mucedo, 342 nucleotides. RefSeq lists its product as uncharacterized. NCBI's taxonomy places the organism in Eukaryota, Fungi, Mucoromycota, Mucoromycetes, Mucorales, Mucoraceae. The record is from RefSeq and is a predicted model, not a curated record. The coding region runs from base 1 to 342 and encodes 113 amino acids. The transcript has 2 exons.
AUGGAGACACCAUUCCCAAGACAACGACUAAACGCAGACAGCAAAAAACAAGUGGGACAACAAAGAAACAAAGACAACGCAGUCUCCAAGACAACAAGAGGUCGAAGAAAACAAGCUAGAUAUAUUGGUCAGCGAGAUGUCGAAGGCAACAAAGUCCAAGGCAACCGAGUAUCUAAGAGGGUUCCUGAGAAAUAUGCCGGCCAAUAUAAAUUACUUUUUCUGAAAGCCCUGGAAAUUCUGAACAAGAAUAUGCUAAAGAGAAAAAAAUCGCACCGCAGGGUCGCGAGUAAUUGGCUGUCAAAGUUUAAAAUAUGCUUGCUACGUGCACCUAAAAAAUCUUAA